GGAGAAGUGGGUAUACUCGCGCAAAGGAGAGUUGUUGACGGGGCACCAGCGGUGAUUGAGAAGAGGUGGAGGAGGACAGGAAGGAGCUGAGGGAUCAACAGAGAUAUAAAUACUGGGACAAGCUGACUCUCAUCACACUGGACCAAGUGACCAACGCCGACACACACACACACACACACACACAGAGACACACAGAGACACACACACAGAGACACACACACAGAGACACACACACACACAGAGACACACACACAGAGACACAGAGACAGAGACACACACACAGAGACACACACACACACAGACACACACAGAGACACAUACACACACACAGAGACAGAGACACACACACAGAGAUACACACACACAGACACACACACGCAACCAACACCGACGCAGCACGAUGUGCAGAGCGCUGGGGGCCUGCUUGGCCGUGGCGUGCACGCUGCUGCUGCUGGCCGAGCUCUCCGAGGGCCACAUCACCUUCUUCAGCCCGAAGGAGAUGAUGCUGAUGAAGGAGAGAAAAGACAUGGAGCCUCGAUCGGAGGACGGACAGUUUGAAGAGGUCACAGGUCAACAGCUUCCUCGACUGGAGAGGGGAGGAAACCCUGAUCAAACCGUGGAGAUCGCUGUGCGUCUUUCCCCCAAGCAGCUGGACCACGUGACUCCGGUGCUUGAAGAGAUUCUCCAUGAGAUCGAGCAGGAACUUGAGAAAGCCAAAUAG
Messenger RNA from Pseudoliparis swirei, 721 nucleotides. RefSeq names its product motilin-like (gene mlnl). The coding region runs from base 401 to 721 and encodes 106 amino acids. The transcript has 6 exons. Lineage: Eukaryota; Metazoa; Chordata; Actinopteri; Perciformes; Liparidae. The record is from RefSeq and is a predicted model, not a curated record.